AUCCCCCACGUGCGUUUGCUGUGGAUCUCUGAUCUCGUGAAUGGGUUUCCAAUCUUGCGUUUGCUGUGGAUCUCCGCCAACUUCAUCCCCCACAUGACUGCCGGAGCAGUUCUAAAUGGGAGAGCAGGUUGCAAAAACUAUAAACUGGUUCCCUGUUCGAAGAAAAAGAAGACGAGUGGUGAAUUUUUUCUGCCUGAUGAGCUGAUAUUCGAAAUCCUUGUUCGGCUUCCGGCCUACGUUCUCUACAAUUCAACAAGGUACGUUUGCCGACAGUGGUAUAAAAUCAUCUACGAUCCUCUCUUCUGCAAGGAACAACUCCUUCGUUCCAGUACUGGCUUGUUAAUGCAAGACCCCUGUACUCCACAUACUGGUGAAUUUGCAGAGUUUGGGGAAAUAAGUGCUACAGUUACAGAGAUAAAUUUUAUGUUUCCUAACCGGGUUUUGUCUACCUGCAAUGGUCUAGUACUGUUUCGCAAUCCACAUGAUCCUUCAACAUUGCAUGUAGCUAAUCCUCUCACGAAGCAAACGGUAACUGUUCCUCCAUUUAAAUGCCAUCCAGAUGGCUCUUGUAUCUCAUUUGCUUGUGCUUAUUCGAAGAUGGAGUAUAAAGUGCUGUGCACCUAUGGGCCUGAUGGGGGCAAACACACCUGCGUGAUGUUAACUCUGGGCAAAGAUCAUGCAUGGAAACCGAUUAACCGUCAAAAGUUGUCUGAUCGAGGUUGGAGUAUGGUCAGAGAUUGUCCAUUAUCUGGAGGACAGUUUCUCUACUGGGCUGAUCAUCUAGAAAAGUCUGUUGUUGCUUUGGAUGUGGAAUCUGAAUUAUUUAUUGAGUUUCCCAGCCCAGCAGUUUGGAGUUGUCAUAGUUCUAUCCUUUAUGUAGAAAGAGAAAGAACUCUAAGUUGCUCGGUGAUGACUUAUUGUAGAAGUUUGGCUGAUAUUUUUGUCUUGUCUGAUCCUAUGACUGGUGAGUGGAGGAUGCUCUACAAGAUUGACUUUGGUGCUCAAAAACAUUUAUUAACCGGCAUGGAUCAUGCCUCGUUCCCUCCUUCAAGGGCUGAAUCGUUUUUUUUUGCCCCAGUUGCUUGGGUGAACAUGGGUGAUGUGCUGGUUUUGUAUAUUUCAACGCCAUCAGGUAUUGGAGGCUACUACUUUGCUUUCAAUGUCAAGACUGGAAAUUUCUUCAAAGUUGGCAGUAAGCUGUAUCGUACCUUGAAGGGUUUUUGUUGUGGUAACAAUUCACUAGUAGCAGUAGUUGUAGGGGCCAUAGAUCAAAAUCUGUGUCUUAAUGUUAUUCUUUUUUUGUUGGUACUUCGGAAAUUCAUGUCUUAAUGUUUUUCGUGUCGGCAUUAUCUAUUCCUGAACUUCCUGUGUUUGUGAAGUGAAGUGACAGUGAGACUAUCCCAGAUAAUAAACCCUGGAUGUGUUUCUCAUUUAAGUUAAUGACGUCGUUUGUGUUUUCUCACCCUUUUCA
Messenger RNA from Rhododendron vialii, 1471 nucleotides. RefSeq lists its product as uncharacterized. Lineage: Eukaryota; Viridiplantae; Streptophyta; Magnoliopsida; Ericales; Ericaceae. The transcript has 3 exons. Bases 94 to 1329 code for a protein of 411 amino acids. Gene Ontology annotation, molecular function: protein binding. The record is from RefSeq and is a predicted model, not a curated record.